AUGGCUGACGAAUACCAAGACAAUUACGGAACUUAUGUUUUUAACAAUUACACCAGAAACUGUGAGCUUGCCAAGGCGUCAGCAACGCACGAUGAAGCUAAAGCGGAUAUACUGAGAAAUGCUGCGACGUCAAAUAUGAGAAGAAAUGUAUCUUCACAAAGACCAAGAAAUACAUACAGUCAAAGCGCAUCUCUUUGGGCAAAGAAAUGGCCAAAUCUCAACGACCAGUCAGAUUACCUAAGUUUGGAUUCCGAUAGUGAUUCUGACAGCUGCUGUGGAAGCAGUACCUCAUGCACUUGCAGCAAAUGUUGUGAAUCAACAUGCUGUUCUUCCAACAAAUCCUCUUCAUUUUAUACUAGUGAACUGUGUGGGUGUCACUGCGAUUGCCAGCUUAUUGAAGAUCGUCAACACCGCAGGAGCAGAAGACACCAUGUUCGAGAAAAAAGGAUGAUCGCUACGUCUCAGCCAAGCAAAUCACAAGGUGGAAAUACAAUGAGUUCUGAACGUUACCACAAAUGCAAAACGCCUCACGAAAGCACAUCUCGUUUCAAAAGGAAUCGUAGCACAAACCGCAAUGGCUUGUAUCAAGGAGUGAUCCCCGAACUUCGGCCCGGUCCAUAUGGAAAUAAAUUUUUCACCGAAGAAGACGUAUAUCGAAAAUAUUUCCGCGAUUCCUCCGCUACAAGAGCCCACCCCGAACCUGAUCUUAUACUCUAUCCUAUUGAUUAA
This is a messenger RNA of Rodentolepis nana, 729 nucleotides long. The record is from the annotation of a GenBank genome assembly. Lineage: Eukaryota; Metazoa; Platyhelminthes; Cestoda; Cyclophyllidea; Hymenolepididae.